This is a messenger RNA of Rhizopus microsporus ATCC 52813, 417 nucleotides long. RefSeq lists its product as uncharacterized. The record is from RefSeq and is a predicted model, not a curated record. The coding region runs from base 1 to 417 and encodes 138 amino acids. The transcript has 2 exons. NCBI's taxonomy places the organism in Eukaryota, Fungi, Mucoromycota, Mucoromycetes, Mucorales, Rhizopodaceae.
AUGUCUGUUCAGCAAUACGAUAUGUCGAGUUUAGCUCAUAGGUUAAAAGCACGUUUGACACUGGCAAAUUUCAAACGUGAACAUGGUUAUGAAAAUGUGGAUUUACAUACACUAGAAUCUAGUCUAUUCGAACGCGUACCAACAAGACCUUCCAAUCCCUUAACAAAAUUAAAUAUUCACGAUAAGAAACGAAAGCGUCUGUUAUCACACCAUCGAUUCUAUCCUACUUCACCACCACUUUACAGUCAUGAUCGUACCAUCAAACACCACGCGCCUCGAUCACCUAGCCAUGUGCCCAUAUCAGAUACAAGACUGCGGCCAUAUGAGAAAAGAAAAUUAUCGGCAACACUUUCUUCUGAUGACGAGGAUGCUGCGCACUUAUUAGUCAUGAUGCACCAUAGCCCUACAAUGUCAUAA